GCCACUGUGAUAAAAUGCUCAGAAUAAUUAAAAUGGUUGUUGCUUGUUUGAUACAACAUCCGCAAAAUGCAAGAAUUUAGUGAAAUUUGGUACCAUGGCUACCAUAGGCGAUCAGUGACGAGCUCAUUGAGCCUGUAUAAGACAGUAGUCGCUAUCGUGGUUCUCAUUUUGUGCGGAGUCCUUAUGGUUGUGGUUGGAGUGACAAAUAACAGCUCGCAUAUGAAAACAGGAGGUUAUACGAUGUGUUGUUUCGGAUUAAUCGCUGGACUCUGUUUUAUUGGUAUACGUUAUUUAAAAAAGACAGCAAGUAAUUUAGAGAAUACAACUGAAGGAAACGAAAGUCCAUUAACACGCAGUGUUGAACACAUUGAGUUGCUGCUGCUUCGCGAGGGACAGAUGGGAAAUAGCGAGGCUCAGACCAGAGGCUUAUCGUCAUCAAGAAGGGAAUUAAACUUUCUUUUGACGAGAAUCUUUGGUUAUCCUCCUUCUUAUGAGGAGGUAACAACGAAUGAUACUUAUGACACCAGGACGCAGGUUCAAUGUGACCCACCGCCAUGUUACACAGAUGAUGAAAUGUUAGCGGAUGUAAGUUUAUCGCCGCCAUCUUACGAAACUGUUGUCUCAAGAACAGUAACAAGUGAAGUGUGACAAAUCUCCCCGCCGAGCCCCCUCAGUUGAUGAAUCGUCCAAAAAGAAUUAUCCUUUCGUUGACUCUUCUGAGCUUCACGUAGGAAAAGGCGAGGCCGAGAGUGGAAGUCAUUGCAAAACUAGUUGGUGGAAGAUUUAAAGUAAAACAUACAACGUUCAGCAACAUUACAAUGUGAAGUACAAUGUAACAACUCUAAUUCCAGAGUUGCAGUCAGCGGUGGAAAGAAUUGAAGUUUCUUUUUACUACGGCCGUAAUUACA
This is a messenger RNA of Pocillopora damicornis (cauliflower coral), 908 nucleotides long. RefSeq lists its product as uncharacterized. The record is from RefSeq and is a predicted model, not a curated record. Lineage: Eukaryota; Metazoa; Cnidaria; Anthozoa; Scleractinia; Pocilloporidae.